Molecule: messenger RNA, 1850 nt
Organism: Neltuma alba
Lineage: Eukaryota; Viridiplantae; Streptophyta; Magnoliopsida; Fabales; Fabaceae
Product: serine carboxypeptidase-like 11
Exons: 14
Coding region: 152-1558 (468 amino acids)
Biological process (GO): secondary metabolic process; proteolysis
Molecular function (GO): serine-type carboxypeptidase activity; acyltransferase activity, transferring groups other than amino-acyl groups
Source: RefSeq, a predicted model, not a curated record
CCUUCAAUGAGAACCACACACCCCUCAGUUCCCCUGACGUGUUCUGCAGCGAUUCCGUCUCCUCCAUGCUGCAGUGCACCCUGCCGGCUCCUUUUAUUCGGUAUAUACUAUUUAUGUAAAGUAUUGAGCUUGAUGCGAGGUAGCAUUUGAAAUGGGAAAACUCAGUUGUAAUUAUUACCUGAAUGAGAUUCUUCUUCUCCUUACUGUCCUCCUGUUCCACUUUUCGUCUCAGCCUGCAACAUGCGGCUUCAUAGUCAAAUGUCUUCCUGGCUUCCAGGGACCACUCCCUUUUGUUUUAGAGACAGGGUAUGUUGGAGUUGGCGAAACAGAGGAUACGCAGCUGUUUUACUAUUUUAUUGAGUCAGAGAACAAUCCCAGAGAUGACCCUCUCGUGCUCUGGCUAACUGGCGGACCUGGUUGCUCUGCACUUUCCGGUCUCGUCUUUGAAAUCGGUCCACUUGGAUUUCAGAGCCAGGAAUACAAUGGGAGCGUGCCGAAUCUAGUGUUGAGACCCAAUUCUUGGACAAAGGUAAGUAGCAUCAUAUUCGUAGAUUUGCCUGCUGGUACGGGCUUCUCUUACUCCAGAACACUCCAGCAAGGUGACUGGAAAGCAAUUCAUCAUGCCCAUCAGUUUCUUAGGAAGUGGCUGAUUGAUCAUCCGGGGUUCGUGUCCAAUAAAGUAUACAUCGGCGGCGACUCCUACUCCGGCAUUCCUCUCCCGGUCGUUGUUGAAGAGAUAUCAAAUGGAAAUGAAGCUGGCUUCCAACCCCGGAUAAAUUUGCAGGGAUACCUGCUGGGUAAUCCGGUGACAAAUCCACCCAAAGCCAAUUAUGGAAUUCCAUUUGCUCAUGGAAUGGGACUCAUUUCUGAUGAACUUUACGAGUCACUUCAAAGAAAUUGUGGAGGGGAGUACGUCAACGUAGACCCCAGAAAUGUAAACUGCAUCAGAGACAUACAGUACUUCCAAAAGUGUACUUCAGGAAUUAACGGGGUCCAUAUUUUGGAACCCGUAUGUGAGUUCGCAUUGCGAAAACCAGUAGAAAUAUCUUGGAGAAGAUCUUUCGCUUACAAGACCAGGGCAGUUCUCGAAUCCCAUCUCGCAGUGCCAACCUUAAACUGCAGGACUUAUACUUAUUACCUGUGUGGUCAUUGGGCCAACGAUCCCGAUGUUCGCAAGGCGCUCGGUAUCCGAGAGGGAAGUAUAGGGAAAUGGCAGCGUUGUGACUAUGGAAUGAAUUACAAGUAUGAGAUACCUGGAUCGUUGGAGUAUCAUAUGAAUCUCAGCAGAAAAGGCUAUCGUUCGUUGAUCUACAGUGGGGAUCAUGACAUGAUAGUUCCUUUCCUGGACACUCAAGCGUGGAUAAGAUCUUUGAACUACUCUAUCGUCGAUGACUGGAGGCCCUGGCGUACCAAUGGCCAAGUUGCAGGAUACACCAGGUCUUACUCCAAUCGAAUGACAUUUGCAACUGUGAAGGGUGGAGGACAUACAGCUCCGGAGUAUAGGCCUGAAGAGUGUUUUGCCAUGUUCAGUCGAUGGAUAUCUGAUAGGCCUUUGUAGAAACAUCAAGUUAAGCGGAAGGGGCGAUCCAUAACAGUACAACUAGCCGGAUAGAGAUUGUUUUAUCUUGAUAAGAAGCAUAACACAAAUACUAGGAAACUGAAAACUGAUCAAUAAAAUGUCCCCAUUUUAUCACCAUCAGUGCUUGCCCUUCUAGCCCUUAUCCUGCAUCUGCGGACGCUAUCAUAUUCCUCGUAAAAUAUUUCACUUGCGAAAAUUAUAUCUUCAUGAGAGUAAACGUUGAGACGAAAAUAUAUUUUUAUCAACUAAGAUAAAUAGUUGUUUUUGUUCA